AUGGCAAAUUUUGAAUAUCUACCAAAUGAGUUAAUACUAAAGUGUUUUUCUUAUCUUGAUUUCUAUAAUCUAUAUGAAAUAUUUUUUUGUUUAAAUCAACGUUUUAAACAAUUAAUUCUAUAUCAAACAAGAGUUCAAAUUGAUUUGUGUUUAGUUCCACAUGAAAAACUUCCAACAUUUUGUUGUCACUUAAAUCAAUUAAUAACAACAAAUCAAAACUAUGCUCCAUCACUUGUAGCUGAUGAUAAAUAUAAACUUAAUUUAAUAUUUGAAAAUGAUCUAUUUAAAGAAACAUUCUCCAAAUUAAAGUCAUUAACAUUAUCAAACAUACGUGUCAAAACUGUAUACAAUAUAGUGUUCGAUGAAACAAUUAAAAUAUAUGAAAAAUUAGAACGAUUAUGUUUACGUCGUAAAAUCACUGAAGAACCUGGAGGAAGCAAUUAUACAGAUUUAUUAUGUUGCAAUUUAAUAUCAUCAAAAAUGAAAUUAUUAAAACAUUUGCAAUUAAAUUUUGAACCAUAUACAUAUCAAUGCACGGACAGUAUCAACAGAGAUGAUGAUUACGUUAACUUAAUAUUUUAUCAAUUAAUAAUAGGAGAUAAAUCAUUAUCUGAUAUAGAAACUCUUAUAAUUGGAAGUAUCCCUUGGCAUCGUAAUUGUGGAUAUGUGACACAUACGAGAAUACGUUUUAAUAUAUUAAGUGAAAAGUUAUUACUUUGUCUACCAAAAUUAAAAUAUUUAAUAGUAAAUGAAGUUCAUCUUGAAAAAGACCACUAUGCAAAACAAAACAGAAUUCUAGCAUCAACUACAGAAACAAAUUCAAAUAUUCCAUUAAAUUUAGAAGUAAUUAAAAUCUGGAUUGAUUGGCGUUAUUAUGGAUUAGAUACUAGGAUAGCAAUGACAAGAUUUCUACAAAAUUUCUUUAUGAAUAACAAUUCGCUAGAUACAACAACAAUUAAAAGAUUUUAUAUCAAUAAAAGAAAUGCUUUAAAACCUGUAGAUUUAAUGAAUUUUUUUACAUAG
Rotaria sp. Silwood2 is the source of this 1023-nucleotide messenger RNA. Lineage: Eukaryota; Metazoa; Rotifera; Eurotatoria; Philodinida; Philodinidae. The record is from the annotation of a GenBank genome assembly.